This is a messenger RNA of Paramecium pentaurelia, 653 nucleotides long. The record is from the annotation of a GenBank genome assembly. Lineage: Eukaryota; Ciliophora; Oligohymenophorea; Peniculida; Parameciidae.
CUAGCAGAAAGAUUAGGUAAAUAGUUAUACUUGGAUCACAGAAGAGAAUGAGAUAAUAUAAAACCAAAUGAUAAAUAUGAAAAUUAUAGUAUUAUUUGGAGACCAGGAAGAGAAUUCUUUCUUGAUUCACUUAUGAUUAAAUAUAGAGAUAGAUUUGAUUUAGCAAUAUGGUCAAGUUUAGAUAGAGUUAAAACAGCUGCAUUUGCUAAAUCCUUUUUUGGAAAACAUUUUAGAAAUUUACUUUUUGUUAGUACUUGCAAUUGAGAAUAAUAUGAAGGUACUUAAAAAGAAUAUAGUACUGAACCUAUAAGAAUUGAUAGAGAUUUAUCAUUGAUUACUCAGAAAUUCUCCAAUUAUGAUCUUCCUAAUAUAGUUAUGGUAAAUGUAUAUCCCAAUCUGUUAGAAUAACACUCUUGUAUUUAAUUAAUUACUAUUAAGUUAAUUAUAUCAUUAUACCCAAAUUUGAUCCACAAUAUGUUAAUAUAUAAACAGAUGGAUCUCUUGAUUUAUUAGUCAAAUAUUUAAAUGGACUUUCAAUAUUAAUAAAUAAACAAAAAAAUUAAGAUAUUAGAACAGCUAUAAGAGCUAAACCUAUAGAAAAUAUGAAAAAAAGAAUAGAUAAUCUUCGUAAUAAAAUGCAUGAAUAUUUGUGA